AUGCUCCAUCGCCAGAUUGGCCACCGCCGCUGUAUACACCUCUCCCUGAAUGAGCCCUUGCUUUCGAUCCACCGGAUUGUCCAGAUACACAAGCCCAACAACGCCGAGGUUGACCAUAUUGCCAUUCUUUCUUCUAUCGUCCUGUUCCAUCUUCUCGACGCUCGACACCUUCAUCCUACCUCUCACCCAUCUUAUUUGCGCGUGUCCACUCGGCCCCCCGACGACUCCGACACCUCCAUCCGUACGGCCAACCUCGUGGCAUCCGCCAGUGCGGCCAAUUCGAAUUCGACGAUAUUAUCGGUGUACAAGAAGACUAGCGAAUCAGAGCAACGCAGCUACGGCGAACACCGGGGCAUGCGUGCUGCUGGAACAUGGGAAUUGAGAGCCUGUGCCGGUUGA
Molecule: messenger RNA, 399 nt
Organism: Sporothrix schenckii 1099-18
Lineage: Eukaryota; Fungi; Ascomycota; Sordariomycetes; Ophiostomatales; Ophiostomataceae
Exons: 1
Coding region: 1-399 (132 amino acids)
Source: RefSeq, a predicted model, not a curated record